Molecule: messenger RNA, 895 nt
Organism: Sinocyclocheilus grahami
Lineage: Eukaryota; Metazoa; Chordata; Actinopteri; Cypriniformes; Cyprinidae
Product: LRRN4 C-terminal-like protein
Exons: 1
Molecular function (GO): protein binding
Source: RefSeq, a predicted model, not a curated record
GAAAACUUUUGCUCGAUUUCUUGUUUCCACACUUUUCUUAAAGAAAGAAUGUUGCUGCUGCUGUUUUUUUUUCAGUGACCUCAACCCAUGCCAUGCUUUCUCAUUGGCUGUAGCUUGUCGCAACACCAGCCUCUUUGAUGCAACGUUGAGUAGUUCACACAAAGAUUGCUGAGCGCUGAUCACCCGUUGAUUUUCCCCCGCUCACAGCCGAUCGAGUGUGAACUUGGCAUUAGUGACUGAUUUAUUUUUUAUGUUUUUAGCAGAAGUCAUGUUGGGGUGUGGACGUCCUGUCAUCCUUCUCCUCAGCAUCAACUUUCUGGACCUCUCUUUUGUGUCGUCAUCAUCUUCAUCAUCUCAGAAUGCCACUCAACACCGUUUCCACCCUUCUGGAGGGAGCAAUUACUACAAUGAAUAUGAGGACAUCACCACUGAGCCUCCCAGCACAUCCUCUACUCACUCUGAACACCCAGAUCGCAAUCCGUGCAAUUAUGAUAUGUGUGUGGAGCAGCAGCACACCUGCCUGGAGCUUGCAGAAGCCACAGGCUGCCUCUGCCCGGGGUUGAGCAAAGGUUUCACUCCCCCGAGUCCACCGCGCCACUUGUAUCUGACUCAACAGGAUGGCAAAGGGGUUGUGGUGCACUGGUGUGCUCCCACCUCCAUUGUCACCCACUACAAUGUCUUGGUGAGAGGGAAUGGCAAAGUGAAGGAUAAGAAGAUAGAGGUGGAGGAGAAAAAGAGGGCAGCAGUAUUGGAGGAUGUUGAAGCUGGUACGCACAUAUGUGUAGAAGCGGUGAAUAAAGGUGGCGUCAGUGCAGAGGAUGAUCAGUCUUGUGCCAAAUUUGAACCCAAAAAUACAGACUCUGGACUUGCGCUGAAGCUGGGCAUUAUUGGGGGU